AGCGUGCGAUUGGUGGAGAGUAGUCAGACCCCCAGCAGGAGAAGCAUCGCCAUCCCUUUACUAUUCCCCAGCCGAGGACUAAACUUUCAUCUGGCUGGCAGAUUAGAGUCUAGUUAUCUGCAGCAGCAGAUCUGAGCUGGCUGAUUAACUAACAGGACUUUACAAGUUACCAUAGUGUCAUUGCCGCUGUAGCUCUGUCGGUGCCUAUUGCUGCAGUGAGGCGACCAGGCUCUACAUGUUACAAGGUGUACCUUUCUCACUACUGGAUUAAUACUAGUGCUUUGUCAGAGGAACGUCUGAAUUGACCUGGGAUAUUCCUCUGCUUUCUUCCUGAGCCCCGCUCGUAUCAUCGGGAUAUUUUUACAUCCGAGAAGAAAUGAAACGGAAGCUGUCAGAGUCAGGAUGAGGCAGCACUGCCCAGUGACUAUAUGAGGGAGGCGGGUGGAGGCUAAGAUGUGUAAGAGGCUGGCCGUCACCCACAACAAGAUUGUUCCAGGAUGAAGUUUUGGCAGCGACUUGUGAUCCUAUGCAGCUCUGCAUUCAUAACCCUUACAGUUCUGUACUACUACACUGACGAUGGCCUGUACGAGAACCCCCACAUCAACCAUGCACGACUGGUGGAGCCCAACUACUGGCCAGUCAAACACUUCUCCUUGGAACAGGACGCCAGCAUGUGUCACUUUCAACAGACAGCCAAAUCCAGUUCAAACAUCUCUACAUUUGACGUGUACCAGCAGACAGACUUCAACUUGCACCCUGACGGGUCCUAUGAGAUGCCGACAGCACCUCCUGACUUCCCCAGCCGAGUGGACCAUGAUCUAGAACAUCUUGAGGUGAUUGUGGUGCCCCACUCGCACAACGAUCCAGGAUGGCUGAAGACUGUAGACGAGUACUAUGUGGACCAGACCAAGCACAUUCUUACCAACAUGGUCAACAAACUGACCGACUACCCCAACAUGACCUUCAUUUGGGCAGAGACAGUGUACUUCAGUAUGUGGUGGAACGAGCUGGAGGACGCUGUGAAAGUGCACGUGCGCCGCCUGGUCCGUCGUGGGCAGCUGGAGAUUGUCCUGGGUGGAUGGGUGAUGCCUGAUGAAGCAUCCACCCACUAUGUGUCUGUGAUCGAUCAGCUUCUGGAGGGACAUCAGUGGAUGUGGGAGAACCUGGGGGUGAAACCCGAGAACAGUUGGUCAAUUGACCCAUUCGGAUAUUCUGGGACUAUGCCGUAUCUGUGGAAGAAGGCUGGCAUGGAGAAUAUGGUGAUUCAGAGAGUGCAUCAGGCAAUCAAAGGAUCUCUCAUAUCCAAAAACAGUCUUGAGUUCAUGUGGCGACAGUACUGGGACACAAAGGGAAGCAGUGACAUCCUGUGUCACGUCAUGCCCUACAUGUUGUACAGCAUCAAAUACACCUGUGGACCAAAUAGGUUCAUUUGCUUACUGUUUGACUUCAGGCAGGUCCCAAAUGAAUUCUCUGAGAGCAGAGCAAAGGGUAUUACCUCUGACAACCUUGAAAAACAAGCCAAAUAUUUGUAUGAACAAUAUCGCAAAAAGUCCUACCUUUAUAAAUACAACACUAUCCUUGUCCCUCUGGGGGACGACUUCCGCUUCGACUACGAGGUUGAGUGGGACCAACAGUACACAAACUAUGGGAAGCUUAUGAACUAUAUGAACAAUAGAAGAGACUGGAACAUUAAUGUGAGAUUCGGAACCCUCAAGGACUACUUUGAUCACAUGAAGGAGCAGAAAAACAAGAUGUUUUUCAAGAAGAAUAAAGAUCUCCCUGUCCUGAGCGGGGAUUUCUUCCCCUAUUCUGACAGGAACAAUGAGUACUGGACAGGUUACUACACUACAAGACCUUUUGACAAGAAGUUUUCCCGGGACGUCCAGAACCAUAUCCAGGCUGCAGACACACUGAACACUGUGGCGUAUGCAUAUUUCAAAAAGUGGAGGAUGCCAACUAGAGAUCAUUACUUCAAGUACGCCACUUUCUUACAACAGGCUCGCAGAAGUCUGGGAUUGUUUCUUCAUCAUGAUGCCAUCACAGGAACCUCCAAGGAAUAUGUGGUUGUGGAUUAUGAAACUCAGCUCCUUCAGGCUUACAAUGCCACGCAGUCGGUGAUGCAGAUGACGAUCCAGUCGCUGCUGUCGCAGGGCAAGGUGGAAACACCACUUGUGUUCCGCCCAGAAACAGUGAGGCGGAACUUCAAUGAGCAGCCCAGGAAGCAGAACAUUGAGGUGGGGGAGGAGGGCUCCAGGGUAGUCCUGUUCAACCCUCUCGCCCAGUACAGGAGAGAAGUCAUCCAUCUCCAUGUCAACACGGAUCAUCUGAUCGUUAAAAAUGAUAAGUUGCAUGUGAUCCCUUGCCAGAUAAAUCCAAUAUGGGAUGACAGCUUAAUUGUCUCAAAUAUGAAAUUUGAGGUGGUGUUUAUUGCUGAGUUGGCGCCAUUUAGUAUAACACCUUUCAUGUUAUUCAAAACAGAUGAAUUUGAUCGUGACAAUGUCUUCCCAGCCAAGAUAUCUGUGUAUAAUACUGAGACUCUUAUAGUACCACCAGACCUCAGAUUUCCCCAGGCAAGGCCCAAGAAAGACAGCACUAACCCAAUAGUGAUGGAGAAUGAGAAUAUUAAGCUUGUGUUUGAACCCACCAGGGGAGGACUGCAAUACAUAAUCGAAAAAGCCACAGGCAACAAGACCGAUAUUGGUCUGGAGUUUUUAGCCUAUAAAUCCCAGGGCAGUGGCGCCUAUCUUUUCUAUCCUUCUAGUGAGGCCAAACCUGCAUUCUACAUCAACAACAUUCCAGUUAUUCGUGUGAUUGAAGGACCUCUGAUGUCGAGACUGGAGGUACUAUUUCAGCCGUACCUGCAGCAUUCAGUCCAACUGUACAGCCACCCCGAGCUGCAGGCGACCGGAGUCCGCAUCGCCAACACCAUCAACAUCAAAAUGUUGAAGGAGAAGGAAAUCAUUAUGAGAAUGAAAACAGACAUUCAUAACAAAGACUCAUCAUACUACACGGACCAAAAUGGAUUCCAAAUGAUCAAACGCAAAACAAAUAAAAAUGUUCGCAUUGAGGCUAACUACUACCCGAUGACCUCGACAGCAUUCUUAGAGGAUGAACAUCGAAGGCUGACGUUACACUCCAGUCAGUCGCAUGGUGUAGCUGCUCUGGAAUCUGGUUGGCUGGAGGUUAUGCUAGACAGGCAGACCAUCUACGAUGACAACCGUGGACUUCAGGAGUCGAUUGAGGAUAUCAAGGAGGUUACAUUGGAUUUCUUGUUGCUCCUUGAGAAGCGGAACCAUAUUUCCAAACAGCCAGAUGCCCACUAUGCACUACCAUCGCUGCUCAGCAUUUCCUUAAACGACAUCCUCCAGCAGCCAGUCAUAAUUUACUUCAGUCUUGUAGAUUCCGACAUAUUUCAGCGAACUCUGCUGCCAUUGGGAGCAGCACUGCCCUGUGACACGACAGUGGUUAGUUUCCGUAGUCUCUCCACAGCAAACCUGGCCUACAAUGGUACAAGUUUGAUUUUACAUCGCCGUGGUUACAACUGUGAUUUCCCUGCUAGAGGGUUGCAAUGUGCUGUGACUGACAGGUCUGUGUCUCUUGCAUCAUUGCUCAAGGACUUUCCAGUGGGGUCUCUAAGGGAGACAACUCUCACCCAUCUUUAUGACAAAGCCACUGUUGAUCUUCAUUCUCCUUUAGAGUUAUCUCCCAUGGAAAUUGUAACAUACCAUAUACGGUGGUAGUCUUGUGAAAGGAUUGGACAGGCUGGAAACAAAAGGCAUCUACACCCAACAAGCAUAGACUUCAUAGACAGAUAUGGUACGAAUGCCUGUCAGUGACUUUGUUCUCACAUUUCCACCAGUGUAAGCACUAGGUCAAGCAUAAGACUCCAGUGAUGACAUAAAUCAUGCAUAAGUGCUGUCCUUUUAACAAUAACUGUAUUCAUGCAGAUAGAAAUACAGAUCAUUAUUUAUUUUC
Messenger RNA from Haliotis rufescens (red abalone), 3975 nucleotides. RefSeq names its product alpha-mannosidase 2x-like. NCBI's taxonomy places the organism in Eukaryota, Metazoa, Mollusca, Gastropoda, Lepetellida, Haliotidae. Gene Ontology annotation, cellular component: Golgi membrane. The transcript is spliced from 3 exons. Gene Ontology annotation, molecular function: carbohydrate binding; alpha-mannosidase activity. The coding region runs from base 498 to 3740 and encodes 1080 amino acids. Gene Ontology annotation, biological process: protein deglycosylation; mannose metabolic process; N-glycan processing. The record is from RefSeq and is a predicted model, not a curated record.